GUGAACACUGUGAUGUAUUAGUACAUUUCAGUGAAACGUAAUGGUUAGGCGGUUGUGUCAGUAUUUUGGGGUUGUGUAUCUGUUGGUGAGUGUGGUGCAUGGCGCCCCGGAGUUGUUGACCAAUCCAGGCUUCGAGAGCGGCUUAAACAAUUGGGUUCACGAUGGUUUUACGAUGACAGUGGAGAAAUCUGUGGUGCAUGGUGGGACAUCAAGUGUGAAAUGCACAGGAAGAGGCCAGUCAUGGAUGGGCCCAGGCCAGUAUAUCACACCAAAACCUGGAGGCCGUUAUGCAUUUAGCGCUUACCUGAAACUUAUCAAUGACAUCUCAGGCACUACUUAUCAGAAUGCAGCCAUCAAGAUCAACUUCAAAUGGAAAGACACGGGUGCUGAUGACUAUUUUGCGGUUACUAGUCGACCAUUUUUAAACGUUGCACGAGGGUGGGUGCAUAUAGGUGCAGACUUUCGGGUUCCCAAUAGAGAAUAUACCCAGGCCAAGAUCUACUUGGAAGGGCUCGCGCCCCAUGUUGAUUUUUACUUUGACGACGCUACUCUAACGGAGAUUCCCGAGGACAGAGCGUGGAAGGCAGAAGCUAACCAGAGGAUCGAGUCUUUAAGAAAGAGCAACAUCCACUUCAAGUUCAACGUCGGCUCUGGAUUUAACGUGAAUGAUCUCAGAGUUGAGAUUGACCACAAGAAGCACUUGUUUGGGUUCGGAUCUCAGAUGCCCGCUGACUAUCUAGUUAAUCCAGACUUUCGCCAAUAUCAGAACAUAGCUUAUUACAUGUUCAACUGGGCGACUAUAGAACAGUACAAGUGGCCCUACAACCGUGGAACUAAGGAUAAUCCUGACUUCUCAGUGGCAGUGGCGGCGACAGAUGAGCUAAGACGACAUGGCCUUAAUGUCAGAGGUCACUGCAUGUUUUGGUCUGUACCAGGCAACCAGCCAAGCUAUGCUUCAUCAAUGACCGGUCAAACAUUAAAAGAUACUGUGGACUCACACAUCAGAUACAUGACAGGAAUAACAAAGGGAAAGUUAUCGCACUGGGAUGUCAACAAUGAGCUUCUCCAUGGGCGCUUCUUCGAGACCCACACAGGGGAUGAACACUACAGCUACCACAUGUUCCAGGCGGUCCACGCCGCUGAUCCUAAGCCGACACUGUUUCUGAACGAUUACAACGUGGUGGCUUAUGGCGAGUACACGCUGGCUUACUUGGACCAGAUCCAGCAAUUCAAGGCUGCUAAUGUUGGGUUGGGUGCUGUUGGGAUUCAGAGUCAUUUCCCUUCUUAUACAGCCCCGGAUCCUACGCUCAUGAAGUAUCGUCUCGACCUAUUAGCCAAGGCUGGAUUACCAAUGUGGGUAACUGAAUUGGACUUAUCCGCUCACGACGAGAACACAAGAGCCGACUGGUAUGAGACGGCGCUCAGACUCUACUUUAGCCAUCCGUCUAUUGAAGGAAUUAUUUUCUGGGGCUUCUGGGAUCACGACAUGAGUCCCAACAUGGCUUUGGUGCACGGAAACACUUUUGCGCUGGACAAGGCUGGAGAGCGCUACCUUCAGCUGACCAAGCAUGAGUGGAGCACCCAUGUCAAUAGAUCUUUGUCUGCUGGUACUUCAUUCGAUGUCCGAGGUUUCCAGGGCGACUACGAUGUGAUCGUCUGGUACCAGAAUAAGCCAAUCAAAAUACAAUCCUUUUCAGUUGGCAAGUCUAAUGUGACCGUUAACGUGGACAUUUCCGGAAACGGACAAGCUAUACAUCUACCCACCCACGCUGACCCGUUUGUCUUUGUGCCUGUCCAACAUGCAACAACUAGCAAUGGUCUGACAACUGAGGGUCACGCAACAUCCACCUCUACCUCCCACCAACUGACCUGUACCACUCAUGCAUCAGGAGAGUCUGAAGUUGGGGACGACAAGGAGGUGGAAGUGGGCUGCGGUACCGAUGAAGUUUUAACUGGAUGUUCGAGCUACCUCAAAAACAACGAUUGGCAUAAAGAUGGUGAACGAAUCGUUAUAACAAAUAAUAAGCCAUCGUGUAAAGCCGUGAAUGGCUAUAGGACUACAGCAGGUAUUAAGGCUUAUGCAAGGUGCUGUAAACUGAGUGGAUUGACCUGUACUUAUAAAGUGGCUGGACCUUCUGGAACUGGAGUUGACGACCAAGUUGUAGCUCCCUGUGCUUCGGAUGGUUUUCCACUGGGUUGUACAGCACACACUUACAUGUCCGACUCUGAUGGCUCGUUCAUCACCAAUACCUCAUGUGUAGCACAGAAUGAUGGCGUAUCACAAGGUGUAUAUGCUUAUGCUGCAUGCUGUAAAGGUGGAAACAUCAAGUGUACCACAGUCCACUCAGACACUAGUGGUCACCCAGUUGGUGCAAGGGCAACAGUUACAUGUCCAGCUGGUCAAGUCAUGACAGGGUGUACUGUCUACUCACCCAAUGCUAAAGCAGCAGGUUCCUUCAUAGAAGCUAUUAAUGGGGUGGAUACCUGUGUGGCUGUUAAUGGCUAUGAAAGAUUUGGACGUGAAGAAGGAGUCCGAGCUUAUGCUGCUUGCUGCAGUGCCUAGAAGACAAACUGUUCUCAGCUUAGCUAAACAAUUACUUUCUUAAAACAAAUUUUGUCAUGUAAAUAAACAAUAAAAAAAGAA
Molecule: messenger RNA, 2644 nt
Organism: Biomphalaria glabrata
Lineage: Eukaryota; Metazoa; Mollusca; Gastropoda; Planorbidae
Exons: 19
Coding region: 41-2563 (840 amino acids)
Biological process (GO): carbohydrate metabolic process
Molecular function (GO): hydrolase activity, hydrolyzing O-glycosyl compounds
Source: RefSeq, a predicted model, not a curated record